AUGUCAGCUUCCAAUGCAUCUCAGACAUGCAAGGAUUACAGCUUCAACCACCACCUCCUCCUGCCUGGCUACAUCCUGAUAUUCAUUACAGGUCUGUUGCUGAACGUGAUGGCCCUAUGGAUAUUCAUCCGCUACCUGCGCCUCAAGUCUGUGGUGAUGAUCUACAUGUUCAACCUGGCCGUGAGCGACCUCACCUUCACACUCCCUCUGCCACUGCGACUCUACUACUAUUCCAACCACCACUGGCCCUUUGGUAACACCCUGUGCCAGGUCUCUGGCUCUGUUUUCCAAAUCAACAUGUAUGGCAGCUGCCUGUUCCUCAUGUGCAUCAACCUGGAUCGCUAUGUUGCCAUUGUCCACCCACUUCGCUGGCGGCAUCUGCGGCGCCCCAAGGUGGCUAAGCUCCUUUGCCUGAUCGUCUGGGUUGUCAUCUUCAUGGGCUCCAUCCCCACAGCAAUAGUCCACAAGCAAAACGACUGUGAGGCACAGAACCAGACCAUUCAGACCAUUUACGUGUGUUUUGAAAGCUUUAGUGACGACAUAUGGCAGAAUAACCUCUUCCCCCUAGUUGUCCUGGCUGAAAUCUUGGGGUUUCUCCUGCCUCUCAGCUCUGUAACAUACUGCUCGAUUCGGAUCUUUCAGGAGCUCUGUCAGAACAGCCAGACAAAGACCCUGCGACAGAAGAAGACUGUCCGUCUCCUCUUGGCCAAUCUGGUCAUCUUCAUCAUCUGCUUUGUGCCCUACAACACUACCCUGGCAGUUUAUGGGAUGAUAAAGGCCCGGGUGAUGAAAGUUGAGGAAGGAACACAGGCCUCCGUGCGCCAAGUGUUAAUUACAACAAUGUUGUUGGCCAGCAUGAACUGCAUGCUGGACCCCUUGAUCUACUACUUUAGUACCGAGGGUUUCCGUAACACCUUUAAGAAACUGCGGCGGGGACAAGCCUGGGACUCAGACAUAGGGACACUUAAGAAUCAGGUUGUGGAGAGUAAGUCAACCCGAAACCAUGCUGCCUCAAAAGUGAAGCAGUUCCCAGCUAAAAACUUUAUCCGUCCCAAUGAAUCUUUGCCAUCACUUCCCACUGCAGUAUUUUUGAAUGGCCCUAUUGAGGACUCAGAAAUAUAA
Molecule: messenger RNA, 1122 nt
Organism: Charadrius vociferus (killdeer)
Lineage: Eukaryota; Metazoa; Chordata; Aves; Charadriiformes; Charadriidae
Gene: LPAR5
Product: lysophosphatidic acid receptor 5
Exons: 1
Coding region: 1-1122 (373 amino acids)
Biological process (GO): behavioral response to pain; G protein-coupled receptor signaling pathway
Cellular component (GO): membrane
Molecular function (GO): G protein-coupled receptor activity
Source: RefSeq, a predicted model, not a curated record